Molecule: messenger RNA, 13664 nt
Organism: Blepharisma stoltei
Lineage: Eukaryota; Ciliophora; Heterotrichea; Heterotrichida; Blepharismidae
Source: the annotation of a GenBank genome assembly
AUGAAUUGAAUUAUACUCUCCUUGCUAUUAAUUUGCUCAGUUCAUGCAGGAACGAUUACUUCAGCGGGUCAGCUAACAUUCUCCCCAUCCACAGUCCGUUCCUCAGCUACUUAUUCGAUGUACUUUUUCCUAUCAUCUGCUACACCUGUUGACGCAAAAGUGACAAUCAAUUUCCCAUCUGAUUUUGGGAUAUCAAGUAAUUCUAACUAUCCUUGCACUUUGAAUAGAGGCGAUAGCAUUGAUUGUUCAUCGGCAUCGUGCUCUGUCUCAAGCAAUGUCCUGACAAUAACUAAUUUCUUUAGCAAUUGGGCAGUUGAUGCAGGCUCUGCAGAUGCUUUUUCUGUGUCAUUAAGUGGGAUAACCAAUCCGGUUUCAACAACUAAAACAAAUGCAAUUGUGAUAACCACAUAUUACAGCGAUGGAAGUAUAAUUGAUCAAUCAGGCUCUAGCGACAAUUCCUGGAUGGUUACAGCGACUGCGGCUUCUAUGACUUCAGCUCAAAUUACACCUACAUCACAAGUAAUAGGCGGAUCAACUACCUGAACAUUUACGUAUACUCCUCAAUUUUCCUCUCCACAAGGCUCCACCAUUUCUAUCACAUUCCCUUAUCAGAAUUCUUAUAUUGGGGCAUCAGGGUCAUCGCUUAAUUCUAUAAUAAGCACAUCGACUCCAACUUGUGUGUCUGUAAGUAAUAUAGCAUCAUCUCUUUCCUGCAGCUGAUCCAGCACAACAAAUACACUCACAAUUACCGGUGGCUUUUCAUCAGCCUCAGCAACUGGGUCUGUUUCAUUUACAGUCAAUCCUUGCUUGAAUCCUCCAAGUCCAUCAGCAUUGUCAGGAUUUAUAUUUUAUUUACUAAACUCAAGCGGGGGGAUCUAUGAGUAUACAAUAUCCACUAUUUCUGUGACUGUCACGACCCCCAAUUCCAUCUCAAUUCUGGAUUCAUAUCUUUCAGCAUCCACAAAAACUAUAAGCUCGAGCACAACGCUCUCAAUCAGCUUCAGGCCGACUAACCCUUUUGCAAGUGGAGAUAUAGUAGAAAUAACCUUUCCAAGCCAACUUUCUUUCAGCACCUCGAGUAUGAAUGUUAUCGCAAGGCUAGGAAUAGGAACUGCAAUUGGGGUGACACUCUCCUGGACAAAUUACGCUACUAAUGUAAUAAGGAUAACAAACGGAUAUACAGCUUAUACUAAUUCCGUUCAAGUCCAGGUCAGCUGCAGCGCUGUCACUCUCCCGACUUCUACUCAGCCCACUGAUCAAUUCACUAUAAGACACUUAACCUCAGGCGGCAUUGCUGUUGACUCUGGAACAGGUGGAAGAUUUACUGCGACUGCAGGGACAAUGCUUCAGGAUGGCAGUAAUGCCUGGGUCACUGCCUCUGUUUAUACUGUGGGGCAGUCAUCAAUUUACUAUUUUGAUUUUUUAUUAGCCAACAGCUUACCGUCUGGCGCAACUUUAUCAAUCAUCUUCCCUUCAAGUGUGUCUAUUUCAUCAGCAGCUUCCAGCUCUUGCGCUUAUAUUAUUUCAGGUAUGACCAGUGCUAACUGUGUGGUUGCGUCAAAAAUGUUUAACGUUACUGAUGGAUUCCCAACUGGGGCAUCUACUAAAGUAAUAAAAAUUGGCAUAGGCGGAGUUACAAACCCGCAAACUACAGCUCCCUCAAGUUCUUUCACAAUCUCUUCAUAUACAGACAAUACAUUUCAAUAUAUGAUUAAUACCAUCUCGUCUGGAGUCACAAUAACUUGCCAAGCUGCAUCUUUAUCGUCAGUUACAGUCACCCCUUCAUCUUUGAUAACAGGAGAUACCGCAACUUACACUUUCACAGCAGUGACAGCAACUCAGAUUCCUUCAGGCGGCUCUAUGAUAAUAACUUUUCCAACUGGUGUUUCAAUAGCAAGUGCAAGCUUAACAAAUGCUCAAAAUUCCUGCUCAAAAAUUUCAGGGUUUAAUACCAACAGCUUUUCUUGCACUUGUACAGCAAGCAGCAUUACAAUUGUUAAUGGCUUCCAGUCAGGAGUUUUCAGUGCAGGAGGAACUUUGAGCUUUUCAAUGAGCUAUAUUACUAACCCGCCUUCAACUAAAAAAGCCCAAUCAUUUGCAGUGACCACUUAUGACGCUUCCUCUUAUGCUAUAGACACUUUGAGUUCAGGGAUUUAUGUUGAGAUGACGACUGCCAAUACCUUACAAGCUACUAUUACUCCUGCAUCCUUGGUUAACGGAGCCUCAACAACAUAUACUAUUUCAAUCACAAUAAAAAACCCAACAAAUACAGGGGUCGUUGUAAACGUCAUCCCCCCAUCCCAAGUCACUUUCCCAUCAAGCCCAGCCUGUGCUUCAGGAAGCAGUACCGUUACAAGCAUCAAUAGUUGCACAAAAAGUGGAGCUGGUGUUUUGGCUUCCUUGAAAUUAACCACCGACCCUUCAACUAGUGGGACAGUGCUGAUCUUUACGAUAGCAUCAGUUACAAACCCUCCUUCAACUGCAACGACAUCCACAUUUGAAGUUUACACCUUGACCAGUGAUGGAUAUUCCAUUGAUAAGCAAGAAUCAGGCAUCACAAUCCAGACAACUACUGCAGCAACUAUCACAGAUAUAAUUAUCAGUGCAGGAGAUUCGAAGAUUACGUCUACAACAUAUUAUACAAUUAGCUAUGCUCCUAUCAACAUUCAUCCAACAGGCACUACUGUUACAGUUAUUGUCCCUUCAGACUUCACUCUCAGCUCAUCAACUUGUACUGCAGGCUCAAGUUUAAGCAACGACUUUCAAUGUGUAGUGAGUGGAAAUACUAUCAUCACAAGUGGCGGGUUUGCAACUGCAAUUACUUCAUCAAGCAGAGUUACAUUCACAAUAACAGGUAUCAUUAAUCCAAAUUCUCAGAAAACAACUUCGGCAUGGUCAAUAACAUCAAAAGUAGGGAGCUACCUUAUAGAUGCCAGUAAUUCAGUCACUUCUACUUUUACCUGUACUUUGCCUUGCACGGCUUGCCAGAGCUCACCAACCUACUGCACUGCUUGUGAUACUACUUCUCUAUAUCCUUAUCUUUACAGCAAUACAUGCAAUUCAGCCUGCCAAAGCGGGUAUUAUGACGAUAUUACUACCCCAGCCAAAUCUUGUGUAAACUGCGACAGUAACUGCAAUACUUGCCAGGACUAUUCAAUUUACUGCCUUACCUGCAAAACCUCUAGCUCUUAUCCUUACUUCUAUAAUCACACCUGCGUGGCUAAUUGCCCUUCUGGCACUGCUCCAGACUCAGGGUCUUGUGUUGACUGUGUGUCCCCCUGCAAGCUCUGCAGUGCUACCAAAGACACUUGCACAUCCUGCGUCACAAGCUAUUAUCUAUAUGGGACAACUUGCAAAAAUGUAUGCCCUGAUGGAUAUGUCGGAGUUGGAAGUAGUUGUGAUCCUUGCAGUGGAUGUGCUACUUGCUCAGGAACUACAACAACUUGUACAAGCUGCGGAACAGGGCUCUUUCUUUAUAAAGCGAACUCGACAUGCUUGAGUUCUUGCCCAUCAUUGCUUUAUGUACCUGGAAAUGGGGUUUGUAAUGCCUGCAACUCCAGUUGUGCAACUUGUUCUGGGACGGUUGAUACAUGCAAAAGCUGCUGAAGCGGAUACAAGCUAUAUGGAAAUACUUGUGUGACUUCAUGCCCAGCAGACAUCACUAUCGAUAACGGGAGCUCCUGUAUUCCAUGCAGCUCAAGCUGUGCUAAGUGCUCCUCUACUGAUAUAAAUACUUGUACCGCAUGUGCUAGUCCAUACCCACUUCUGCAGGAUGGAGCUUGCGUUGAUGCUUGCUAUGGAGGUUAUAUAUUAUCAGGAGGAACAAACUGCUUAAAAUGUAAUUCUGUCUGCUAUUCUUGCUGAGGCACAACUGCUAACUGCACUUCAUGCCCUACCAAUACUUAUCUUUAUAAUAACUGAUGCUAUAGUUCAUGUCCUAACGGAUAUACCCCAACUUUGGGAGUUUGCGUACUCAUAACCAACUCAGAAAACUGCGCACCCGGGUGUACUCCUGCGAUGGUUGAAAAUACAAGCUGCGAAUCAGCUUGCAAUGUUGCAGCCUGCUUAUAUGAUAACGGGAUGUGCAACCAAGGAACUACAACAUGCCCUUCUGGGUCUUAUUUGGAUGUAAAUACAUGCAAAUCAUGCUCUUAUCCUUGCAAUUCUUGCACUGGGCCAGCGACAUGCACUAAUUGUGCGAUCAGCAGCACAACAGGAUCGACUUUGCUAUAUUAUAAUGGCUACUGCUAUGACAAUUGCCCGACUGGGACUCUCUCAAAUGGACUGACUUGCUCCGAUUGCAAUAUCAAAUGCGCAAGCUGCCAAGGGACUAAUAGUACCUGCUUGUCUUGCAAUUCCGGACUAUAUCUUUACAAUAAUGACUGUCUUUCAAAUUGCCCUGCAGAUAUAACAAUCCUAGACAAUUCGCAGUGCUUGGACUGCGAUUCAAACUGCCUGUAUUGCUCAGGAGCAAUUAAAACUUGCACUAAGUGCUCGACUGGCAAAGUUUUGCAGGGGUCAGUUUGCAUGCUGAAUUGCUACUCAGGAUGGACUGCAAUCUCAUCAAGUUGCGUGCAAUGUUCGGGAUGCAGCGAGUGUUCAGGCUCUGCAACUUCUUGCACAGCAUGCGACUCGUCGCUCUACCUCUACAACUCUCAAUGUGUUGGAAAUUGCCCAGAUGGGACUUAUGCUUACGGAAAUGUUUGUGAGACUUGUGAUACUUCAUGCGUUACCUGUGCUGCUGCUGGAAGUUGUUUGACCUGCAAAUCAGAUACUGUUAAGUAUGGGAGUUUGUGCUUAACCUACUGCCCAAGCGGCUAUGUAAAUUCGUCAGGGACAUGCACUCUUAUAAACAUCCCUGCAGAUUGCGUUACUGGGUGCAAUACAACUUUGCUGGCCAAUACUGUGUGCGACGCUGCAUGCUUUUAUAAGGAAUGCAACUAUGAUAAUGGCUAUUGCUUGAAUAGUGGAGUAUGUGCUGCAGGCAAGUUUUAUAACGGCACUGAUUGUGAGAGCUGCUCCUAUCCCUGCCUCACUUGCAAUUCAACAUCAACUUGUGUGUCUUGUACGACCUCAAAAGUGAACACAGGAGUGACUAUGCUUUACUAUAUGAAUUAUUGCUAUGAUACUUGUCCUCCUCGCACAAUGCAGGUUGGGCUUAUCUGUGAAGAUUGUGCCAGCAGCUGCUUGUCUUGCUAUGGGAGCACGAGCACCUGCAUUUCGUGUGACACAGGAAUGUACUUAUAUCAGGGAACGUGCGUGAAUGACUGCCCAGCAGAUAUAACGAUAAAAACGGGAACUGUUUGCAACUUAUGCAGUCUAAAUUGUGCGACCUGCUCAAUUAAUUAUGACAAUUGCACAUCGUGCGCUACUGGAAAAGUGCUCCAGAAUGGCAAAUGCCAGGCCAGUUGCGACACUGGGUACACGGUAACUGAUAUCUAUCCAACUACCUGUCAGGCAUACAACACAAGUAAAAUGGCGACGAUACCGACCCGUCCUCUCCCGGAACUGUGGCGAGAUUUGGGACCUUGCUGCGGCCUGAAGCCAAUCCGCCCAGGGAAAGGUCUGGAAUGGGUACUGGUAGUUUGUGUCCGGCUAGGUUUCCCUCCCAGUCCAGCAACGACGAUCCUAGGGUCGUCCCGAUAGGACACGGGGCAAAAAGGUUUUUCCUCUAGGGACCGCUAGUGCCAAUUUGGAGGGCAUGGUAGGAGCCGACAAGAGCUAACUCCCCCCCCCCCCUCCGUGAGCGAACAAAAAAAUUUUGUUCGCUCACGGAGGGGGGUUAAUUUUUUUUUUUUAAAAAAAAUUUAUAUAUAAAUUUUAUAAAAAAUAUUGUUUUCGAAAUUUAAAAAAAUCCUAAUUUGCAAAAAUUGGGAAGCAAAUAUUAAUUUAAUUUGCAAAAUUUAUGUUUUAAAACGCAAUUUGUUUAAAAUUAAACAGAAUUAGCUCUAGAUUUCAUUAUACUAAUUAUCACUUAUAUAUCAAAAUUUUUUUCCAUUAAAAUUUUUUUUCUAUUAAAAAAAUUUUUGUUCACUCAAAAAAUGGCGAUUUUUCUAAUGGUUUUGUUCGCUCACGGAGGGGGGGGGGGGGGAGUAAGGAGUUAAUCCUUAGCUCUAACCCUAGUCUGGCGACGUGAAGCACGGUGAUCCAGUUCGCCUACUUCCGGGAUAGCAUGGCCAAGCCCCAUGACCGGAAGGAGCUGAGUGGUAGCCUGUGGCACUUAGGUGCACACUGGGAGCAGGGCAAAGAAAGCAAGCGAGGCGUCCAAAAGGCGGAAGAAAAGGACUUCGGUCCUGGCCAGGAGCUACUCUAUAAAUUUAACUAAGGCUAAGACCUGUCAGGCAUGCACUGGAGGAUGCACAACGUGCAGCGUCCAAACUUACUAUUGCACUUCAUGUCCUGCGAACGAAUACCUGCAAGGGACCUUCUGUGUUUCUUCAUGCACUGCUGGAAUCUAUGUAUUAGUAGGUAGUACUUGUCUCCCCUGCACUAGCCCGUGCGCGACCUGCCAAAACACUGUAACAGACUGUAAAACUUGCGUUUCUGGCUAUUCUUUAUAUAGCAGCAGCUGCUGGAAUCCGUGUCCAACUGGCUAUGAAUCUAUUUCAGGAGUCUGCACUCAAGAGUGUGCUGAAGGCUGUACGCAAACUUUACUUAACAAUGGUGUUUGCGACGCAGUCUGCAACACAGCGGCCUGUGUCAAAGACAAUGGAAACUGCGUUCAAAAUGUGACUUGUGUAAAUGGGCAAUACCAGUCAGGAAAUACUUGUCUGAGCUGCGUUUAUCCUUGCAAUAACUGCCAAUCAGCUUCUUUUUGUACUUCUUGUCAGAUUAGCUCAACAACAAGUCUUCAACUGUAUCUUUACCAGGGAACUUGCUAUGACUCAUGCCCAACAAAGACUUAUCAGGACGGCUUGAUUUGUUCUGAUUGUCCCUCUAACUGUGACCAUUGCUCAAGCUCAACUGUAUGCGCAACCUGCUCUGGGGCUUAUCUGGUAUAUAAUGGAGGAUGCGUCACAAAUUGCCCAACCCAGUGGACAGCUACAACAGCCCAGCCAACUGUAUGCAGUCAAUGCUCAGCUUCUUGCAAUGAAUGCUCUGGUACAACUACUUAUUGUACUUCUUGCAAUUCUGGCUAUACGCUAACGAGCUCAAAUACUUGCAUAAGCUCAUGUGCUGGUGGGACUACACUAGUUGGAUCAACAUGUGAAACCUGCGUUUCUCCCUGUGUGAAUUGUAAUGGCGCAGUAACCAGCUGUACUUCAUGCAUAUCUGGCUUAGUGCUGCAGGGGAGCUCUUGUGUGACAUGCACUUCUCCUUGCAAAACCUGCUCUGCACUUCCAACAUAUUGCCUUGAUUGCGUGGAGAGUUAUUUUCUUUCAGGAACGACCUGCUUGCCUUGCAAUGCGAAUUGCAAUACUUGCUCUGGCUAUUCAUAUCAGUGCACAUCUUGUGCAGAUGGAAAGUUUCUUUCAGGAACGAGUUGCUUAACUUGUGAUCCGACCUGCUCAACUUGCCUUGGGACCUCAACUACCUGCACAACUUGUAGUGCCACGAAAUUCUUAGAUUCAGGAAAAUGCUACUCUUGCGAUACCUCAUGCUUGACCUGCGACACAACGUAUAAUCACUGCACAUCUUGCAAUUCUCAUUACUACCUUACUUCAAGCUAUACAUGCCUAGUGUGCGAUUCGAAUUGCGAUGGAUGUUCUGGGUCGGCUGCAUUUUGCACAAGUUGCGUGUCUCCAAAUAUUCUCCUCAACAACAAGUGCGGACCAUGCAAUUCCCCAUGUGUCACCUGUGUGAAUGAUUUCAAUGUGUGUGCUACUUGUGAAACUGGGAAAACUUUAAUAAAUGGAGUGUGUGAUACCUGCAAAGCAGACUGUUUGACCUGCGUUACUGACUUCAUGACCUGUGCCACCUGCCCAAGUGAGAAGUUUUUAGUAAGUGGGAGUUGUGUAGGAUGCUCUUCAGAAUGUGCAACCUGUCAAGGGUCCACCUCCUACUGCACUUCUUGCAAUUCUCCGCUUGCACUUAUAAAUAACAGUUGCCAAGUUUGUGAUUCAACUUGCUUGACCUGCAGUGGAACUACCAGUACUUGUACUUCUUGCCCCUCAGGGCUGAAUUUGUUUGGGUCAGUGUGUCUUGCUUGUACAUCUAACUGCAAAACCUGCUCUGGAUCUCAAUCUUUGUGCUCAUCGUGUGAUGAUGGCUAUUUCUUGUCAACCACCCAAUGCAUAAAGUGUGAUGUUAACUGCUUGACUUGUUCAAUAUCAGCUUCAAACUGCUUAACUUGUGCCCCAGGAUACAGCCUAAUAGAUGGGCUUUGCAAGCAAAUAUGCAGCGAUGGUUACUACUUAAGUGGGCUGACUUGCUAUGUCUGCAACACUAAUUGCAAAACAUGUGUUGGAACAGAUACAUCCUGUACUUCUUGCUACUCAGGGUUUAUCUACAACAGCGCUUGUGUAACAUCGUGCCCAAUUGGAACCUAUUACUCAUCAGCCAUAUCUACAUGCGAUAGCUGCUACUCUCUCUGCAAAGAAUGUCUUGGUUCAAGCACUCACUGCAUUUCCUGCAAUACAGGGUACUCAUUAGCGACAUCUAACAAUACAUGCAAUUUGAUCUGUGGGGCAGGAACUUACUAUGAUGGCUCUCAAUGCAAGUCAUGCUCGAAUAAUUGUGCGACUUGCUAUGGAUCUCCUACAUACUGCACGAGCUGCUCCUACGCAAACCAAACGCUGACUUCUUCGGGAUUUUGCCAAACUCCUUGUGGCAUAGGGUAUAUUCAGCUGGUUGCGAAUGGGAAUUGUGAAAAGUGUGACUCUUCGUGCUAUAAUUGUACUGGUACAACGCUUUACUGUACUGCAUGUGCAGAUACCACCAAAUAUUUGUAUCAGGGAGUUUGCUAUACCACUUGUCCGUCUCCAACGACUGUAGUAUCUGGAAAUACGUGCGUUGACUGCACUUCCCCAUGCUCAACUUGCCAAACAACGCCGAUUUAUUGUUUAAGCUGUGUGACUUCUUAUUAUUUAUACCAAAAUACUUGCCAAAAAAACUGUCCGACGAAUUACACACCAGCAACUGUGAGUGGAACAGGGGUAUGCUUGGCUCCUUGCGACCCAGGCUAUGUGGCUCCAUCUUCUGAUGGUAAUUGCGUUGCAUGUGAUACUAUCUGCAAAACCUGCAGUGUGACAACAACUAACUGCACGGCUUGCACGGACAGCACUAAAUAUCUCUACAGCGGCCAGUGCUUAAUAACUUGUCCAUCUCUUAUUACAGUCGCAAUUGGAAGUGUCUGUAAGGACUGCACACUGCCUUGCCUCACCUGCUCGACAACAGUCACCAAUUGCUUAAGCUGCAUUGCUACCAACUAUCUUUACCAGGGCACAUGCUCGACAUCUUGCCCAGACGGCUAUACUAAGGGUACUCAAAAUGGGUCUGGGGUCUGCUUGGAGCCUUGCACUACAGGAUACAUCAGAGAGACUCCAAAUGGAAGUUGUGUUCAAUGCAGUUCAGCCUGCUCAAGCUGCUAUGGGACCAUAACAAACUGCACUGCUUGUGCCGAUAGCUCUAAGUAUCUCUAUGGAGGGUCAUGCGUCUCAGCUUGUCCUACAAAUACCACAGUCGCUGUCGGCGCCAAAUGCGAGGCUUGCUCUUCGCCUUGUCUAACAUGCAAAUCGACUAUCUACUCCUGUUUGAGUUGCUUAUCAGGAUAUUAUUUAUACCAAAGCACUUGUGUACAAACCUGUCCUGCCGGCUAUACAGCCAGCACUGUUUCAGGACUAGGAGUUUGCUUAGCCCCAUGUUCGAGUGGAUAUGUAAGAAACCCAGAUACUGGAAAUUGUGACGCUUGUGAUACAGAAUGCAAAACUUGCUCUGGGACUUCGAGUUAUUGCACAGCAUGCUCUGACAGUGCAAUGUAUCUUUAUAAAGGGACUUGUGUUGCUUCGUGCCCAGCAGAUGUAACGAUAACUCUUGGGAAUACAUGCGUGAGCUGCGAUUCCACAUGCCUCACUUGCAGCACAUCAACAACAUAUUGCACAUCAUGUAACGGAAGCAAGUAUGUCUACUCAGGAGCGUGCUAUGACUCCUGCCCUAAAAAUAUAACUGUGGCAGAAGCCAAAACAUGUGUGGUUUGCUCUUCACCUUGCCAGAAUUGUACAUCAACCAAAACUAAUUGCAUAAGCUGCAUCAGCAACUAUUAUCUAUAUCAAAACACUUGUGUUCUGAACUGUCCUGUAGGGUAUGAAGAGGAAGGAUCAUCAUGUGUAGAAUGUCCCAACUUGGACUGCACGAAUGGCACAAGUUCUACUAAUAGUUCAAGUUCUUCAACUUUUACAGGAGGUCCUGUACCUUUCCCAUUCAGUGGAGUCGCAGUGAUUUCAGGAGGUCUUCUAGUAGUUACUAAGCUUACAGCGUCCGGAGUCAGUUUGCUGAAUUCAGUGAUUUCAACGUGGUCAAUAAGUGCAGCUGCUUCAUGGAUUUUCCUAGGAGCAUUCAUUUUCGCCAAUGGCGGUGACUCUCCAUCACGGCGUCUUCUCGCUAUCGACCCUACCUCUGGCAGUCUUAUGGUCUCAAUCGUUCUACUCCUGAUAAUCGGUGCCUUAGCCUUCCACUAUAUCUGCAAUUUUUCAUUUAUGGCACAAUUCUUUGUAAAGCCAUGCAGAAAAGACCCAGCUUAAGUUUAAGUUUAAGUUUAAAUGAAUUACUCUUGUAUGCAGUCUCCUUGCUUAAGGUCCAACUUCAUUAACAGCUCUGAACAACGGUAGGUGGACCAGCCUAACCGUCGAACCGUUAAAGUUAAUAAGCCUAUUAAGACUUCUCUAGUCAGUGCCAGACUCAGAACUGGCCUCUUCACUUUCUUUCGAAACUCUCAAGGCACGACCUCUAUCACUAAGUUCGAAAAUAGGACCCUACCUGCAGAGCAGGAGUUAGGACCUAUCUCUAACUGACAUUUUUAAUAUUGUAAGACCCCGCAUUUAAAUAUUGGAGAAAAAAACACAAAUGCUCAUUUAGAUCGAUAUCGAGUUGUGCCACUUUUAUAACCUUCCAUUCAAUAAGGUUGCUAUAUAGCGGGAUGUGCAACAGUUUGAGUUUCAAGGCAAUGUUUGACAAUAAAGGAAAAGUCUAUAAGCCCCUCAUCAAAUUUGGCUAUGUGAGUCUUUUGUGUACUUCAGUUCCAUUAAUUAUUGCCCAAGGCUUACUUUUAGGACACUACAGCAUUGGUGAGUGAAUGUGGAUGUUCUCGCUAGACUCCUUGAUCGUCACAAUCUUGCUUGCCAUCCUAGUAUUCUGGGACAUCAAGAACAUGGAAAAAGACUUACUCAGACAUGAAUGGGAAAAAGAACUAGGGGGUCCGCUUGACAAGUUAGAGGGCCAAAGCUUGGUAAACCCUAACAAUUCAAUUACAGAGCUUAUGCAGAUCUUUCCAGUUGACUUUUCUGGAAUUCUUCCUCAAAAAAUAACACCUAUAAAAAAGAAGAAACUUAAGUAUAAAUCCAAGUCAACCCAGCCUUCACGAGCAAGUUCUCCAGUAUCUGAAAGACUAUACCACAGAAAAAAUUCAUAUCCUCUGCUUGAAAAAGAAGGCGUAGAAGUGGAUUUAGAUUUCUUGAGAAAAGACACACUGCCAAAGAUCUUGGAUGAGCCCAUUGAUGAGUCAAAUCUUUUGGAUAAACUUACUGCCCAUAUCCUUGAUCGAACCAAUCACCACUCUUCGAUCAAGGAUGGGCUUGAAAUUUUGAGAAUUCUUAUAUUAAAAGCUUUUCCUGAAAGAAUUAUGCACUAGCCAUAAGGGGUAGGAGAGUGGGUUCCAUGCUUGAUUUUAUUAAAAUUGUUCGAUCAAUGAUUGGACUAAUUGGCGAAUUUAGAAAAAAUAUUUAAUCGUAUCGUCCGAUCGAGGAUGGGGAUUUAGGGAAAAUUCAUUGCUGAAUGCAAAUGACCUCACAGUGCUUCCAGAAGAGGACACGAAAGGAGAGUUUGAAAAAUCGACAAAGGAGUACAAAAUCCCUGUUUAUCGGCCUACAGAUCAAAAUUAUGUGCCAUUGAAUUUCAACCCAAGGACUGAAGAAUGGACCGAAGUCGUCGCUUAUACAGAGCGCGAUUCAGAGCCCGAAGAAACUGAGCCUAACCUUGAAGAUCAAGAAAUAUUGAUAGAAGAAGAGAAAGUCCCUGAAACUAUGACUCCCCCUCCACCUCCUCCUGAAUCCCCCUCAAAGUCUCCGAACCAUUAUGGCACAAUUGAAGCCGAGCAAGAGCUUGACUUUGACAAAGCCUUCGCUGACUCCAAUGACCCUGAAAUUGUGAGCGUCCCUCACAAACCCACCGGAGGUAGAGUCCGAGUACGAAAAGACUUCAAAGGAGCCAGAAUUGUUGACUUAGAAAACAAAGUCAUUGACAGUGCCCCACCUAUUGACCCAUCCAAAUAUGAUAUUCCUAAAACCAUUGUCGACGAAAACGACGUCAGAUACGCCACAUUGGUAACCCACUCUGGAGAAAAGGUCAGAGUGCAUCGUAACUUUAGAGGCGCGAGAAUUGUAGAUUUGGAGAAAAAGGUCAAUCACCCUCACGCAUAUUUGAUUGGCCAGAGUGUGAAAAACGAAAGCGAUUUCCAGUUUAACAACGCCUAUCCUGACCCUGAAGACCCUGAAGUUGUAGUAGUCAUGCACAAUGAGACUGGAGAAGAUGUAAAGGUCAGGAAGACUUUUCAUGGAGCAGCUAUGGUUGAUGAGCAUGGGAACUUGAUUCCAAACCAGCCUUUGAUUGAUAGAAAUGAUUAUGAUAUCGGAAAAACAAUUGUUGAUAAAGAAGAUGUCCAUAUAGCUACUCUUUCCCAUAAGAAAACAAAUGCAAGAGUCAAAGUUCGCAGAGAUUUCAGAGGAGCGAAAAUUAUUGACUUGGAGCGCAAGGCUGAGCUGCCAAUUGGCAGACAUAAUAUUUUCUCUAAAAAUGAGCCUGAGCCUCUUUCUCCAAAUGGAAGCGACCUGGACUUCAAAAUUCUUGACCGAGGCUGGAUGAGUCCUGCACACCCUGACGAAAGCUCUUUCGAUUACAGCAGAAAACCUCCCCGUCCUCAGCGGACUCUCAACUUUGGAGGUCCUAGAGAAGAGAACUACGACAGGAAGAACCUUGACACCCUUGCAGAAAUCAUUCAGCAGGAAGAGAAAAAAGGCUCAAGAAGCGACCGAAAGCUAUUUACUAAUGACUAUAAAAACCAAGUAGAAAGCGAAGGGGAUGAGCCUUCCUUUGAUUCCUUCGGAAACGAAUUUAUGAUGCCAAUUUCUCACAAUUUAGACUUGGAGUACCCAAUCCCUCCUGAUUAUGAUUUCCAAACCCCAGGAAUGCUUGAAAUGAAUGAGUCUGUAUCAUCAAUUAAUAGCAGAAACCCAAGGAAAAGGAGAAGAUUUAAGAAAAAGCAGCAAGGCCCUGUUUCAUCUCGCAUGAGGCAGAUGGAAGAAAUCUAUCUUCAAAGGCUGGAGCCUGGACCUCGAAGAGAGCCUAGGCCAGUGUUUAGAGAAGAUAUUGACGAGCCAGAAUUUGAGCAGUGGGAUAGGCCAGACUCUGGGAUUGAGAGGGCUAGAGGAAGCGAACGGACUCUAUCUUCAGCUGGUGAUGAAAUUGUGAGAGGUACUAGAAGAAUUCAGUAUCCUCAGAGGAGAGAUCUUUAA